This is a messenger RNA of Solanum lycopersicum (tomato), 1422 nucleotides long. RefSeq lists its product as uncharacterized. The record is from RefSeq and is marked validated. NCBI's taxonomy places the organism in Eukaryota, Viridiplantae, Streptophyta, Magnoliopsida, Solanales, Solanaceae.
UUAUUUCACAAGUACACUAUCCUUUACUUGUGCUCCAAAACCCUAGCCCUAAAACCCUCUGCCAAAGUGAGACACUUUGCUCGAGCGAUAUGUCGGGAAGAGGAGAAGAUAGUGAUUCCGAUGCGCCGGAAGAACUAACUUCCGUACAGGGAAUUCAAAACAAUGAGGAGAUUAGAAAAGUUGAAAAAGAACACAAGGCUAGAGUUGUUCGGGAAAGGAAGGAACGUCGUAGACAAUGGGCUCAAAAGUUAACUCCACGACCUAAACAAAAUGAUGAAAGCAUUGAAGACACAAAAGAACCUGAAGAUGCCCAAGAGUCAAAGGACAAUAGAGGGAUGCUGCCUGAUGAGAUUGUAAAAAUUCUUGCAGCUCGUGAAAAGAAAGUUUUCUCGUCAGACUCGGAAGAAGAACAUGAGAAGCAGCCUACAUCUAAAAACAAAAGAUCCAAGAGCUCUGGGUCUGGACCAGUUAUUUUGAAGGAUCUACCACCUCCUCCGUGCUUAGAGAGCUCACUGGCAUUCUUGAAGAAACGUAAGAUGCAGGUGUCAAGAUCAUCAGCUGUUCUGAACAAUUCCAGUCAAGCAUUACGCCUUCUAUCUACAUCUGGCUUGCUACGUACGAAAUGAUAGGUGAUGAUUUUGAAGAUUUUAGCCCGAGUGAUGUCAAUGCUGUAUUGCUUGCUGUAAUGAGAAUAUGCUGGUAGAGGUGUUAAAUGGCGAGCUGGUUUUGGACACUGAUGGGUAAACCAAAAAAACAAAACAAAACAUUGUAACAACUUUUUGAUGGUAUAUUGCAAUUUUAUUGAUACUUGUGGGUAGGAACUGCUGAACUGUUUACACUGCAACAGUCUCAUCUCAGUCAAGUGUUGAAUCAUUAAGUGGCUGCACAAGAUUAUGAAUUGCUUCUAAAUCUGUUAUACAAAUUUAUUGAGGUUUGAGAAAUGACAACCCAGUUUUUUAAACUUGCGAUAUUCUCGGUUGUAGCGUGGUGCUAGGUAAAAAUGACUUCCAAAAUCUAAGUAGCUAAGUUGGUUGCCUCUAUGGAUUUGAAGUACCAUUUUGUUAGUAAGAAGCUAAGUUGGUUGCCUCUACGGAUUUGAACUACCAUUUUGUUAGUGAGGGUUCAAUUUUUCACCUUGUAAUCUCAUUCCUCAUUUCCUCUUCCCCUCUUUAAUAUUUGAUCCAAGUUCCAAUUCCCAUACAUUGGAGUAUCCAGAGAGCUGAGAAAAGAGUUCCAAGUUAUAUUUCUACUAAAUUUUGAUCACUGCUAAUUCAAUGUAAUAUUAAAGUUGAAUAGAGGUGUUGAAUUCCAAUCUUAUGCUAGACAAUGUAAAGUUCUCCACCAGCUUGCCAUGAAAAAAGAAUCUGACUAGCUCAUAUGGAGCAUAUUCAUAAAUAAAAUGUUUAUCAAGCUUUUAGAUGA